AUGACAAAUGCACAUGGCGGCGGCUCCAUGUUAGUGGAGCUAAAUACACACAACGCCUUGCAUAAACCCAAAUUCGAAACGCUAUCACAUUAUGAACCCACCUCGUUUAUCAGUUUCAACAAUGAAGAUGAUGAUUUCAACCAUAGUCACAAUUAUGAUGAUGCCAACAGCAAUAGUGCCUCUCCCUACACCAUGUCCCCAUGGAACUACCAUCCCAACACUUCUUCUCCGAUAAAAAAGUCUCCUUGGUCAUUACCCAACUCUGCAAACCACUACAACGAAGAUUAUUCCCCGGAAACUGAGCUCAUCGGAUCCCUCGUCCGCGAAACAGGUCACAUUUAUUCUUUAGCUGUUUCUGGAGAAUUGUUAUAUGCAGGCUCUGACAGCAAAAACAUAAGAGUUUGGAAGCAUCUCAAGGACUUCACUGGUUUCAAAUCAAGCAGCGGUUUGGUAAAAACCAUAGUAAUAUCUGAUGGCAAAAUUUUCACCGGCCAUCAAGACGGGAAGAUUAGAGUGUGGAAAGUUUCAUCCAAGAAUCCAUAUAACUACAAACGAAUAGGGAGCUUGCCCACGUUUAAAGAAUACGUGAAAUCCUCCAUGAACCCAAAGAACUACGUGGAGGUUCGACGAAACCGAAACGCGGUGAAGGUAAAACACUUUGAUGCCAUUUCAAGUCUAAGCUUGGACAAAGAAGAAGGGUUGUUGUACUCUGGAUCGUGGGACAAGACGCUGAAGGUGUGGCGUUUGGCGGAUUCAAAAUGCUUAGAUUCUGUCACUGCACACAAUGAUGCAGUGAAUGCGGUGGUAGCGCUGCUUGAAGGAAGCGUAUUAACAGGGUCUGCUGAUGGGACAGUGAAGUUAUGGAGGAGAGUGAAUGUGAAAAAGGGGGAGAAAGAGAAGAAGCCUAAACAUGUGUUGGAUCGGAUUUUGCUAAAGCAAGAAAAUGCUGUUACAGCGUUGGCAGUGAACUGCAUGGCCACAAUGGUGUACUGUGGUUCUUCAGAUGGGUUGGUGAACUUUUGGGAGUGUGACCAUAAAGGUGAGUACUUGCAAGGUGAUGUUUUAAGGGGUCACAAGCUCGCUGUGCUUUGCCUUGCCACAGCGGGGAACCUUGUAUUUAGUGGCUCAGUGGAUAAUAAUGUGUGUGUGUGGAGGUAUAGUGAAAAUGGCUUCCACACAUGUCAUUCAGUUUUGAUAGGUCACACAGGACCUGUUAAGUGCAUUGCUGUGGAGCAAAGGGAACAAGGAUGGAUUGUGUAUACUGGGAGCUUGGACAACUCAGUGAAGGUGUGGCAUGUUUCUGAGCAAGUGUUGGAGGGCACGAUCCAAUGCAAGACCACUUUGAAUCAUAUCAAUUCUUCGUAUUCCUCACCAAGAACAAUGAGUGUUAAUUCUUCCAUAGCAGAAACUAAUUGUUCCACCCCACGAAAGUCCAUUAUUAAUGAAAACGACCUUGAUAACCGUAACAGUGAUGCUUCUAACAGCACUCUCACUGACAACAAUCACGAUAGAGAAGACAAAUAUUACAUUUCAGGUGAAACUCAUGACAACAAGCACAACAAAGAUGAUAAUAUCGGUGAUUAUGGGAGGAACAAACAAAGUAACAAUGAUAUUGCUACAAAUGCUAAAAACAUUAAGAAUGACCAUAAGAAUGUUGAUGAUAAUAAGAAUGACAUCAGUGACUUUAAAAGGGUAAGUAAAAACACUGACAACAACAACAAUGUUGAUAAUGGUAUACACUUGGGCAAUGACAACGAUUGCAAUGUUCAUGGUAGUACAACUAAAGGCAUUGACAACAAUGACUUCAGUGUUAAAAGCAUUAAGAAUGACAAUAAAAACAUUGACAUUAUCAACAAUAAUAAAGUUGAUAUUUGUACAAGGAUCAACUAUGGAAAUGGUGGUGUUGAUGUCAACAACAAGAACCAUUACAACAUUGACAAAAGUAAAGAAGUUAACAACAAGAACUACGACAAUGAUAUCACUAAAAACAUUAGCAACAACUUCGACAACAAAUACAACAAUCAUAACAUUUAUGGUGGUAAAAGAAUUGACACCGACAACCAAGACAAUGACACUACUAAAGACAUUGAGAAUGACCAUGACAACAAGUACAAAAAGAGCGUUAGGACUAAAACCACCAACAAUAAAGACAAUUGCAAAAUUGGUGAUGCUAAAAUCAAUGAAAGCAAGUGCACAAAUGUUGAUGGUGUUGGAAGUAUUAAGUAUGAAAGUAACAACGACCAAAAAGAUGGAGAUAUUGUUAAAAACAUCAACUUCAAUUAUAAUCGCCACAAUGAAAAAAACAUUAAGAAUGACAUCAAUGUUUACAACAAAAGAGAAGAUACAUGCAAUUCCGACAACAAUUAUAACAAUGAUAGUGGAAAAUGCAUUGACAUUGGCAACAAAGUUUCGACAAGUAACAAUAAUGAUGACAACAACCAUAACAAUGGUAGUGCCCAUGCCAAUAACAGAAGUAGUUGCACCUCUGAUAGCAUAAAGAGUAAAGACAUUGUCAUUAACAACCAAGACAAUGACGCUACUAAAGACAUUGAGAAUGACAAUGAAAACAAGUACAAAAAGAGCAUUAGGACUAAAACCAUUAACAACAGAGACAAUUACAAAACUGGUGAUGUUAAAAUCAAUGGAAGCAAGUGCUCAAAUGUUGACGGUGUUCAACGUAUUGAGUAUGAAAGUAACAACGACCAAAAAGAUGAAGAUAUUGUUAAAGGCGUCAACUUCAAUUAUAACUGCUGCAAUGAAAAAAACAUUAAGAAUGACAUUAAUGUUCACAACAAAGGAGAAAAUAUAUGCAACUACGACAACAAUUGUAACAAUGGUAGUGGCCAAAGCAUUGACAUUGACAACAAUCGCAACAUUAAUGCAGGUAAAAGCAUUGUCAAUCAAAUUAGCAAUAUGAACUAUAAUACUAGUUAUGCAAAUGGAAACAAUAUAUGCAAUAGUGAUAGCACUAAAAGCAAUGACAAUGACAAUACCAACAAGAAUGUUAGAAAUAAAAUUAAUGACAACAAAGACAAACAUUCCAAUAAUGAUUUUUCCAAUAGUGGUGGCAAUGGAAACAACAUUCAUGCAAGUGCUUAUCAAAAUGGGAAUAAUAUCCAAAGUAGUGAUAAUACUAAAAACAAAAUUGACAAAAGGAAUUCAAAAGCAUUUAUGAAUGGUGAUAACAAUAUCUAUGACUCUAGUGACUCUUAUGUCAACAACAUCACUACUAAUAUUGAUACUAAAAGAGUUGGAAAUGAUAAGAAGAAUAUGAAAAAUGAUAAUUCUAAGAGUGGGGGUGAUGGAAACAACAUUCAUGCAAGUACUUAUUACAAUGAGAAUAAUAUUCAAAGUAGUGAUGGUGCUAAAAAUAGGGAAAACAAAAGUGACAAAAGAAAUAGUAAAACAUUUACAAGUGGUGAAAACAAUAUCUAUGACUUUGAAGAUUUUUAUGUCAACAACAUCCCCAAAAAUCAUGAUUCCAAAAGAGGUGGAAAUAUCAAGAAGAUUAUGAAAGAUGAUAGUAAGAGUUGUGGCAAUGGAAACAACAUUCAGGCAAGUGAUUAUCACAACGAGGAUAAUAUCCAAUGUAGUGAUGUUAAAAACGGUGAAAACAAAACUGCCAAAAAAAAUAAUAAAACUUUAACGAGUGGUGACAAUAAUAUCUAUGAUUGUGGUGAUUCUUAUGCCAACAACAUGCCCAACAAUCAUGAUGCUAAAAAAGGUGGAAAUGACAAGAAGAUUAUGAAAGGUGAUAAUUGUAAGGGUGAUGGCAAUGAAAGCAACCUUCAUGCAAGUGUUUAUCACAGUGAGAAUAAUAUCCAAAAUAAUGAUAGUGCUAAACAAAAAGUUGACAAAAGGAAUAAUAAAACUUUUAUGAGUGGUAACAAUAAUAUUUAUGAUUGUGAUGAUUCUUAUUUCAACAAUAUCUCCAACAGUCAUAAUUUUGAAAGUGGAGGAAAUGACAAGAAAAUUAUCAAAGAUGAUAAUUCUAAGAGUAGUAACACUGGAAGCAACAUUCACGCAUGUGCUUAUAAUGACAAUAAUACCCAAAAUAGUGAUGGUUCUAAAAAUGGAGGAAACAAAAGUGACAAAAACAAUAAUAAAACCUCUACGAGUGGUGACCAAAAUAUUUAUGACUAUGAUAAUUCUUAUGUCAACAACAUCCUCAAUAGUCACGUUAAAAGAGGUGAAAUUGACAAAAUGAUUAUGAAAGAUGAUAAUUCUAAGAGUGGUGGCGAUGGAAAGAAUAUUCAUACAAAUAUUUAUCACAAUAAGAAUAAUAUCAAAAGCACUGAUGAUGCUAAAAAUAGAGAAAACAAAAACGACAAAAGAAAUAAUAGAACAUCUAAGAGUGGUGACAAUAAUAUUUAUGACUGUGAUGAUUCUUAUGUCAACAACAUUUCCAACAAUAGUAAUGUUAAAAGGGGUGGAAAUGACAAAAAGAUUGUGAAAGAUGAAAAUUCUAAAAUUGGUGGAAUUCUUAACAAUAACCAUGAUGUUUAUUAUGGAAGCAACAAAUAUAAUAUUGAUGAUGAUGUUAAAAGUGAUGGCAACGACAACAACAUUAACAAUAAUUACAAAUAUAAUAGAAAUGAGAAUGAUAACAAUAACCAUGGUGGUGGUUAUGGUGAUGAUAAUAGCAUUUGCAAAAAUGAUGGUGCUAAAAAUGGUUAUAUUGGUCAUAUGAUAGAAAAUAAUAUCUAUGAUAAUGCUUUUAGAAAUGUUGAUAACAAUUUCAACAAUGGUGACAUUAAGAAUGGUGUUAAUGUUGGAAACACAAGUAUCAUUAAUAACUCUAAGGAUAGAGUCAACAAUUGUUAUGUUGCUUAUGAGAAGAUCCAUAAGAAUGAUGAUCCGAAGAUUAGUGACAAUAAUUACAAUGCCAACAAAAAUAGAACUUCUAAGAGUAAAGGUCAUGUUGAUCACACUUGCAAUGGGGUUUAUGAUAAUAAUAUUCCAAACAAGGAUGACAACACGAAAAAUAGUGACAAUGGUAAUUACAUUCACAACAUUGAUUGUGUUAGAAAAGACAACGACAAUAACAUCAACAACAAUGUUAAUUCUAAGAGACUUGAAACGGGAAACAAUAACCGUAACAAUGUUUAUGACUAUAAGAAUGUCAUUUGCAAUAAUGAUGAUGUUAAAAAAGGAAUCAAUUAUAGUGGCAAGGGUAAUGCUGGUAAUUCCAAGAGAGGUGACCAUGAUGACAAUAAUCGUAACCUUUAUGGCAAUGCCAAUCCCAAGAACGAUAAGGCUAAAACAAAUGUUAGUGACUAUAACAACUUAAAAAAUAAUGGUGUUUGUGACAACGAAAGUAAUAAUCAUAUUGAUAAAAACAAUUCCUACAAGGUUGAGCUCAACAAAAACAACACAGAAAGAAAUGACAAUUGCAACAAUUUCAACGACUACAAGAUUAAAAGUCAUCUCAAUAGUAAUUCCACCAACAUCAACAACAAUGUUAAUUCAAAGAGCAAUGAAAAGGGAAAAAUCAAUAGUAAUAGUGUAUAUGACACUAGAAAUGUCAUUUGUAAUAAUGAUAGUGUAAAAAAUAGGAGCAAAUAUAAUGACGUGGGUAGUGAUGGUAGUUUUAAGAGAGGUGACCAUGAUGACAACAACUACAACCUUCAUGGCAACGCCAACCUCAAGAAUGAUGGUGCUAAAAGAAAUGUCAGUGACUAUAACAACCUCAAAAAUAAUGAUGUUUGGGACAAUAAAAGAAAUAGUCAUACAAAUAAAAGCAAUUUCUACAAUGAAGAACUCCACAAAAAUAACAUUGAAAGAAAAGACAACAACAUCAAUUUCAACGGCUACAACAAUGAAAACAAUCUCGAUAGUAAUUCCAACAGCAUCAACAACAAAGUUAAUUCCAAGAGCAAUGGAAAGGGAAACAACAAUAGUAAUAGUGUUUACGACAAUGGAAAUGUCAUUUGCAAUAAUGAUGGUGUUAAAAAGGGUAGCAAUUAUAAAGACGUGGGUAGUGAUGAUAGUUCUAAGAGAGGUGACAAUGAUGACAAUAAUCUCCAUCUUUUUGGAAAUGCCUACCCAAUGAAUGAUGGUACUAAAACAAAGGUUAAUGACUAUAAAAGCCUAAAAAGGAAUGGUGUUUAUGGCAACAAAAGUAAUACUCACACUGAUAAAAGCAAUUCCUACAAUGAUGAUCUCAACAAUAAUAGCACUGAAAGAAAAGACAAUAGCCACAAUUUCAAUGACCACAACAUUGAAAGAAAUCUCAAUAACAAUUCAAACUAUAAGGGCAAUGGAAACAGAAACAACAAUCGUAAUAGUGUUUACGACAAUGGAAAUGUCAUUUGCAAUAAUGAUGGUGUUAAAAAAGGUAGCAAUUAUAAAGACGAGAAUAAAGAUGGUAGUUCUAAGAAAAGUGACAAUGAUGACAACAAUCUUAACCCUUCUGAAAAUGUCUACCCCAAGAAAGAUGGUUCUAAAAGAAAUGUUAAUGACUAUAACAACCUAAAAACUAAUGGAGUUUGUGAUAACAAAAGAAAUAGUCAUACAGACAAAAGCAAUUCCUACAACGAAGAACUCAACAAAAAUAACAUUGAAAGAAAAGACAAUAUCAACAAUUUCAACGACUACAAGAUUGAAAGCAAUCUCAAUAGCAAUUCCAACAACAUCAACAACAAUAUUAAUUCUAAGGGCAAUGGAAAGGGAUCUAAUGACCGUAAUAGUGUUUACGAUAUUGGGAAUGUCAUUUGCAAUAAUGAUAGUGUUAAAAGAGGUAGCAAUUAUAAUGAAGAGAACACUCAUGAUAGUUUUAAGAGAGGUGACAAUGAUGACAACAAUCUCAACCUUUUUGGAAAUGCCUACCCAAUGAAUGAUGGUACUAAAAUAAAGGUUAAUGACUAUAAAAGCCUAAAAAGGAAUGGUGUUUAUGGCAACAAAAGUAAUACUCACACUGAUAAAAGCAAUCCCUACAAUGAUGAUCUCAACAAUAAUAGCACUGAAAGAAAAGACAAUAGAAACAAUUUUGACGACUACAAUAUUGAAAGCAAUCUCAAUAGUAAUUCCAAGAACAUGAACAACAAUGUUAAUUCUAAGGGAAAUAGAGAGGGAAACAACAAUUGUAAUAACGUUUAUGACAAUGGGAAUGUCAUUUGCAAUAAUGAUGGUGUUAAGAAAGGUAGUAAUUAUAAUGACAGGGGUAAUUAUGCUAGUUCAAUGAAAAGUGACAACAAUGACAACAACUAUGGCAACGCCAUCGUAAAGAAUGAUGGUGCUAAAGGAAAUGUUAGUGACUAUAACAACCUAAAAAAUAAUGGUGUUUGUGGCAGCAAAAGUAAUAGUCACACUAAAAGUAAUUCCUUCAUGGUUGAAUUCAAUAAUAAUAAUACUGAAAAAUAUGACAAUUGCAAAAAUCUCAGUCACUACAAGAUUCAAAGCAAUCUCAAUAACAAUUCAAACAACAACAACAAUAAAAAAGUUAAUUCUAAGGGCAACGAAAAGGAAAACACCAACAACAAUAGUGUUUAUGACAAUGAGAAUGUCAUUGACAAUAAUGAUGAUGUUAAAGGAGGUAGCGAUUAUAACGAAAAGAGUAAUGAGGGUAGUUCUAAGAGAGGUGACCAUGAUGACAACAAUCGUAACCUUCAUGACAACGCCAAUCUCAAGAAUGAUGGUGCAAAAAGAAAUGUUAGUGACUAUAACAAUCCAAAAAAUAAUGGUGUUUGUGAUAGCAAAAGAAAUAGUCACACAGAUAAAAACACUUACUACAAUGAAGAACUCAACAAAAAUAACAAUGAAAGAAAAGACAAUAGCAACAAUUACAAUGAUUACAAGAUUGAAAACAAUCUCAAUAUCAAUUCCAACAACAUUAACAAUAAUGUUAAUUCUAAGGGCAACGGAAAGGGAAACAACAAUCUUAAUAGUGUUUACAACAAUGAGAAUGUUAUUGGCAAUAAUGAUGGUGUUAAAAAAUGUAGCAAUUAUAUUGAAAGGAAUAAUGAUGAUAGUGCUAAGAGAGGUGACAAUAAUGAGAACAAUCUCAACCUUUUUGGAACCACCUACCUCAAGAAUGAAGGUGCUAAAAGAAAUGCUAGUGACUAUAACAACCUAGAAAAUAAUGGUGUUCGUGACACCAAAAUAAAUAGUCAUACAAAUAAAAGAAAUUCCUACAAUGAAGAACUCAACAAAAAUGGCACUGAAAGAAAAGACAAAAGCAACAAUUUCAAUGACUUCAAGAUUGAAAGCAAUCUCAAUAGCAAUUCCAACAACACCAAGAAGAAUGAUAAUUCUAAAGGCAAUGCAAAGGAAAACAACAAUCGUAAUAGUGUUUACGAGAAUAGAAAUGUCAUUUCCAAUAAUGAUGGUGUUAAAAAAGGUAGAGAUUAUAAUGACGAGAAUAGUGAUGAUAGUUUUAAGAGAGGUCACAAUGAUAACAACAAUUUCAACACUUCUGGAAAUGCCAACCCCACGAAUGAUGGUGCUAAAAGAAAUGUUAAUGACUAUAACAACCUAAAAAAUAAUGGUGCUUAUAACAGCAAAAGUAAUAUUCAUACAGAGAAAAAUAAUUCGUAUAAUGAUGACCUCAUCAGUAGUAGUACUGAAAGAAAAGACAAUAACAACACUUUCAAUGACUACAAGAUUGAAAGCAAUCUCAAUAGCACUUUAAGCAACAUGACCAAAAAUGUUAAUUCUACGGGUAAUGGAAAAGGAAACAAUAAUUGUAUUAACGUUUAUGACAAUAGGAAUGUCAUUUGCAACAAUGAUGGUUUGCAAAAAAGUAACAAUUAUAAUAAUAUGGGUAAUGAUGCAAGUUCAAAGAAAAGUGACAAUGAUGAACACGAUUGCACCUUUUAUGGCAAACCCAACCCCAAGGAUGAUAGUGCUAAGAGAAAUGCUAGUGACUAUAAAAACCUAAAAACUAAUGGUGUUUAUGACAAUAAAAGUAAUAGUCAUACUGAUAAAAGCAAUUCCUACACGGAUGAACUCAAUAAUAAUUGUACUGAAAGAAAUGACAAUUGCAACAAUCUCAGUGACUACAAGAUUAAGAGCAGUCCCUAUAGCAAUUCAAACAACAUCAACAACAAUGUUAAUUCUAAGAACAACAGAAAGGAAAACAACAACUGUAAUAGUGUUUUUGACAACGGAAAAAUCAUUUGCCAUAAUGAUGAUGUUAAAAGAGGUAGAAAUUAUAAUGAAAAGAGUAAUGAUGGAAGUUCAAAGAGAGGUGACAGUGAUGACAACAAUUGCAACCUUCAUGACAACACCAACCCCAAGAAUGAUGGUGCGAAAAGAAAUGUUAGAGACUAUAACAACCUAAAAACUAAUUGUGUUUGUGACAGCAAGAAUAAUAGUCAUAUAGAUAAAAGCAAUUCCUCCAAUGAAGUACUCAACAAAAAUAGCACCGAAGGAAAAGAUAAUAACAACAAUUUCAACGACUACAAGAUUGAAAGCAAUAUCAAUAGCAAUACCAACAACAUCAAAAGCAAUGUUAAUUCUAAGGGCAAUGAAAAGGGAAACAACAAUCGUAAUAGUGUUUACGAUAAUGGGAAUGUCAUUUGCAAUAAUGAUGGUGUUAAAAGUUGUAGCAAUUAUAUUGAUAAAGAUCAUGAAGGUAAUUCUAAGGAAGGUGAAAAUGGUGACAACAAUCGUAACCUUUAUGGCAACUCUAACCCCAAGAAUGAUGGUGCUAAAGGAAAUUUUGUUGACAAUAACAACCUAAAGAGUAAUAGUGUUUAUAACAACAAAUUUAAUAUUGCUACUGAUAAAAACAAGUCAUUCGACGAUGAACUCAAGAAUAAGAGCACUAAAAGCAAUGACAAUUUCAACAAUCUCAACGACUACAAGAUUAAAAGCAAUCUCAAUAGCAAUUCCAAAAACAUCUACAACAAUGGUAAUUCUAAGGGAAACAAAAAGGAAAAUAACAAUCGUAAUAGUGUUGACGACAAUGAGAAUGUCAUUUGUAAUCAUGACGUUGUUAAAAAAGGUAUCAAUUAUAAUUAUGAGAGUAAUAAUGGUAGUUCUAAGAGAGGUGACAAUGAUGACAACAAUCGCAACCUUCAUGACAACGCCAACCUCAAGUAUGAUGGUGCAAAAAGGAAUGUUAGUGACUAUAACAAUCCAAAAAAUAAUGGUGUUUGUGAUAGCAAAAGAAAUAGUCACACAGAUAAAAACACUUCCUAUAAUGAAGAACUCAACAAAAAUAACAUCGAAAAAAAAGACAAUAGCAAGAAUUUCAAUGGUUACAAGAUUGAAAGCAAUCUCAAUAACAAUUCCAACAACAUUAACAAUAAUGUUAAUUCUAAGGACAAGGGAAAGGGAAACAACAAUCUUAAUAGUGUUUACGACAAUUGGAAUGUUAUUGGUAAUAAUGAUGAUGUUAAAAAAGGUAGCAAUUAUAAUGAAAGGAAUAAUGAGGGUAGUGCUCAGAGAAGUGACAAUAAUGAUAGAAACAGUUCCUACAACGAUGAACCUAAGAAUAAUUGCACAAAAAGCAAUGACAAUUGCAAAAAUCUUAACGACUUCAAGAUUAAAAGCAAUCUCAAUAGCAAUUCCAACAAUAUCAACAACAAUGUUAAUUCUAAGGGCAGCAGAAAGGAAAAUAACAAUCAUAACAGUGUUUACGACAAUGGGAAUCUCAUUUACAAUAAUGAUGGUGUUAAGAAAGGUAGUAAUUAUAGUGUCAUGGGUAUUGAUGGUAGUUCCAAGAGAGGUGACAAUGAUGACAACAAUCGCAACCUUUAUGGCAACGCCAAUCCUAAGAAUGAUGGUGCUGAAAGAAAUGUUAGUGACUAUAACAACCUUAAAAAUAAAGGUGUUUGUGGUAGCAAAAGUAAUAGUCAUACUGAUAAAAACAAUUCCUACAAGGAUGAACUCAUCAAUAAUAGCACUGAAAGAAAAGACAAUAGCAACAAUUUCAAUGACUACAAGAUUAGAAGUAAUCCCAAUAGUAAUUCCAACAAUAUCAACAUCAAUGUGAAUACGGGCAACAGAAAUGGAAACAACAUUCGUAAUAGUGUUUACGAUAAUGGAAAUGUCAUUUGCAAUAAUGAUGGUGUUAAAAAAGGUAGCAAUUAUAAUGACGAGGGUAAUGAGGGUUAUUCUAAGAGAGGUAACAAUGAUGACAACAACUGCAACCUUUAUGACAACGCCAAUACAAAGAAUGACGGUACUAAAAGAAGUGUUAGUGACUAUAACAACCUAAAGAAUAAUGGUCAUUGUGGCAGCAAAAAUAAUAGUCAUAUUGAUAAAAGUAAUUCUUACAAAGAUGAACUUAACAAUAAUAGCACUGAAAGUCAUGACAAUGGCAACAAUCUCAAUGACUACAAGAUUAAAAGCAAUAUCAAUAACAAUUCCAACAAUAUCAACAACAAUGUGAAUUCUAAGGCUAACGGAAAGGGAAACAACAAUCAUAAUAAUGUUUACGACCAUAGGAAGGUUAUUUGCAGUAAUGAUGGUGUUAAAAAAGGUAACAAUUAUAGUGACAAGGUUUAUGAUGGUAGUUCAAAGAGUAGUGACAAUGAUUACAAUAAUCGCAACCCUUUUGAAAAUAUCAACCCUAAGAAUGAUGGUGCUAAAAGAAAUCUUAUUGACUACAACAAUCAAAAAAAUAAUGACGUUUGUGACAACAGAAGUAAUAGUCAUACUGAUAAAAACAAUUCUUACAAGGAUGAACUCAACAAUGAUAACAUUGGAAAUAAUGACAAUUUCAAUGAUCUCAACGACUACAAGAUUAAGAGUAGUGUAAGUAGCAAUUCCAAUCAUAGAAACUGCAAGGGUUCUGAAAGCAUUGGAAACAAUAUCAAUCAGAAUCAAGAUCGUGCUAAAAUCAAUUAUGAUGUUAGCAAUAAUAAAAUCAAUGUCAGCAGUCAUAAUAACUCAUGCAAUAUUUUCCAAAAUAGCAAUAAUGACAUUGGUGACUAUCGAAACAAGAACGAGAGACAUUUGCAAAGUAGAAAUCAACAUUGUAAUUAA
Vigna angularis (adzuki bean) is the source of this 11934-nucleotide messenger RNA. RefSeq lists its product as uncharacterized. Gene Ontology annotation, molecular function: protein binding. The record is from RefSeq and is a predicted model, not a curated record. The transcript has a single exon. The coding region runs from base 1 to 11934 and encodes 3977 amino acids. NCBI's taxonomy places the organism in Eukaryota, Viridiplantae, Streptophyta, Magnoliopsida, Fabales, Fabaceae.